CACAGCUUUAGACUUGUACAUCAAUCAGCCAUUCAUCUCGCCGAAUGGCACUCCCGUAAUUUCCUUCCAACCCUUCCCAUUUAUAAUCACCCAACGCCGACCCGAAACCGCAAGCCGCAAAUCCCAUGGCCUCCAUCCUCCACAUAGCCCUUCUCUUCACCGUCAUUCUCCCUCCGGCGGUCGCCGCCACAACCAACUCCACUGACUUCAUCCUCCGCAACUGCGCCGUAACCCUCUACCCUCACCUCUGCUACACCUCCCUCAAACCCUACGCACCCGCCGUCCACCAAAGUCAACUAACCCUCGCCAUCGCCGCCGCGAAUGUCAGCCUGGCCAGGAUAAAGGCCGCAUCUUUUCAGGCGGCUAGGCUGCGCAGAAACUGUACAGGCAGGCUAAGCGAGGCGCUGAGCGACUGUGUGGAUUCCCUGAGGACGGCUGCAGAUCUGACUCGGCAGUCGGUGGAGGAGAUCCAGAAGCUCGGACCGGAGGCGAAGGCUGGAGGGCCGGGGUUCUCGUGGGGGGUUUCUAACGCUCAGACGUGGAUGAGUGCUGCUCUCACGAAUGAAGAUACUUGCAUUGAUGACUUUGAUGGCGUCAGCGGCGGGGGGGGGGCGGGGGGGGGAGAUGGACUUAUCAUGCCCAUGAGGUCUACUAGACGUGCAUUGGCCCAUAGAAAUGGAUUUUUUGUACGCAUUGAUGACUUCUAA
Phalaenopsis equestris is the source of this 707-nucleotide messenger RNA. Its product is annotated as pectinesterase inhibitor 9-like. The record is from RefSeq and is a predicted model, not a curated record. Gene Ontology annotation, molecular function: enzyme inhibitor activity. Bases 126 to 707 code for a protein of 193 amino acids. Gene Ontology annotation, biological process: negative regulation of catalytic activity. The transcript has 2 exons. Lineage: Eukaryota; Viridiplantae; Streptophyta; Magnoliopsida; Asparagales; Orchidaceae.